Molecule: messenger RNA, 4515 nt
Organism: Dunckerocampus dactyliophorus (ringed pipefish)
Lineage: Eukaryota; Metazoa; Chordata; Actinopteri; Syngnathiformes; Syngnathidae
Gene: scp2a
Product: sterol carrier protein 2a
Exons: 16
Coding region: 113-1735 (540 amino acids)
Molecular function (GO): acyltransferase activity, transferring groups other than amino-acyl groups
Source: RefSeq, a predicted model, not a curated record
AUCUUUCAAUAGACGAUCUUUUACAAAAGUCGUAACCGGAAGUUGUUUGCGACCUGAAGUUCGAGAGCAAACACGAGUGACAUUGUGGUCCACCUACUGACAGCGACUCACCAUGGCUCCUCGAAACAAAAACAGGGUUUUUAUCAUCGGCGUUGGGAUGACAAAGUUUGACAAGCCAGGGGCCCGUGGUGACUAUGACUACCCUGACAUGGCGAAGGAAGCUGGUCAAAAGGCGCUGGCAGAUGCAGGAAUCCCAUAUUCUGCGAUAGAACAAGCCUGUGUGGGAUAUGUCUAUGGGGACUCCACAUGUGGGCAGAGAGCCAUUUACCACAGCCUGGGCUUGACCGGCAUCCCCAUCACUAACGUCAACAACAACUGCUCCACGGGCUCCACGGCUCUCUUCAUGGCCCGACAGCUGAUUCAGGGAGGUCUUUCAGAUUGUGUGCUUGCACUUGGAUUUGAGAAGAUGGAGAGAGGCUCUUUGUCUUCUAAGUACAUGGACAGGACCAGUCCAAUUGACAAGCACAUGGAGGUGAUGAUAAACCGUUACGGCAUGGCGGCAGCUCCCCCCGCCGCGCAGAUGUUUGGCAACGCCGGCAGGGAGCACAUGGAGAGAUAUGGCACGAAGCCAGAGCACUUUGCCAAAAUUGCCUGGAAAAACCACAAGCAUUCCACCAACAACCCUUAUUCUCAGUUCCAGGAUGAGUACACGUUGGAGCAGGUGAUGAACUCGAGGAAGGUGUUUGAGUUCUUGACUUUGCUGCAGUGCUGCCCCACUUCGGAUGGUGCCGGUGCUGCAGUUUUGGCGAGCGAGGACUUUGUCCGGCAGCACCGUCUGGAGAAGCAAGCAGUGGAGAUCCUGGCCCAAGAGAUGGUGACAGACCUGGCCACUACGUUUGAUGAAAACAGCUGCAUUAAGAUGGUGGGUUACGACAUGUCUCGGGUCGCUGCCAAAAAGUGUUUUGAAGCUGCAGGUUUGAAGCCCGCCGAUGUUGAUGUGGUGGAGCUGCACGACUGCUUCUCAGCCAACGAGCUUAUUACCUAUGAGGCUUUGGGACUGUGCCCCGAAGGUAAAGGAGCAGAUCUGAUUGACAGAGGAGACAACACAUAUGGUGGCAAGUUUGUGAUCAACCCCAGUGGCGGUCUCAUCUCCAAAGGACAUCCUUUAGGAGCUACUGGUUUGGCUCAGUGUGCUGAGCUCUGCUGGCAGCUGAGAGGUCAGGCUGGCAGGAGGCAAGUACCUGGGGCUAAAGUGGCCUUGCAGCACAACAUUGGCUUAGGAGGAGCUGUGGUUGUCGCUCUUUACAAGAUGGGAUUCACACAGGAUGUCAGCGCACAGGUCAGAGCAGUAGCCACAAGUGCAAGCCACGGUUUGGAGGGCUUUAAAUCGUACCCCGUCUUCAAGGAGAUUGACAAACACCUACAAGAGGAAGGAGCACAGCUUGUCAAGAAGAUCGGGGGCAUAUUUGCUUUUCAAGUGAAAGAUGGCCCUGGCGGAAAGGAAGCGACUUGGUUUGUGGAUGUGAAAAAUGGCAAUGGCUCUGUCACCAAUGAACCUGGUACAAAGGCUGACUGCACCCUCUCCAUGAGUGAUAAGGAUCUUCUGGAUCUGAUGACUGGAAAGUUGAACCCCCAAACGGCGUUCUUUAAAGGAAAACUGAAGAUUACUGGAAACAUGGGCAUGGCGAUGAAGCUGCAGAGCCUUCAGGUGUCACCAGGAAGAGCCAAACUGUGAUCACAGAUGAGAUUGUCACCUUCAAAUUAGUUUUGCGGGACACCAGUGCUGCUCAUCUGCAGCGUAGCUGGCCCUGCAUGCUGUUUGAGACACAAAAAUCUAUUUUUGUAGUUAUUUCAGCUAUUUUAGCUUUAAUUUAGCCUUUUAUUUGCACCACCAUUGCUUCUGUUGUACUGUAAAAUUAAGAUGUUCAUACAUGAAUCAGGCCGCACGGUGGCCUAGUGGUUAGCAUGUUGGCCACGGAGUUUCUCCCCGUGCGUGGGUUUUCUCCGAGUCCGGUUUCCUCCCAUAUUCCGAAAACAUGAGGUUUAGGUUACGGUAAUUGGCGACUCUAAAUAGUCCAUAGGUUUGAAUGUGUGAGCGUGAAUGGUCGUUUGUCUAUAUGUGCCCUGCGCUGGCGACCAGUCCAGGUUGUACCCUGCCUCUCGCCCCAAGUCAGCUGGGAUAGGCUUCAGCAUAGCGACCCUAAUGAGGAUAAGCGGCACAGGUGGAUGGAUGGAUGGAUGAAUCAGCUACUAUACCUCACACACACUGCUCUUCAUGAAUAUGGAGAUUAACCAAGGCUCAGUAUUAUCAUAAUCUAUGCGAGGGAAGGCUGUAACGACACAACAAAUGAGUACGGUAGAUUAACUGAAAUAAUACUCUGUGGUAACAUUGUGGUAAGAAGUUGUCAUGGCACUUUUGGGGUUUUAAUGAUUUCUCUGGGCCAGGUUUUGGAGUGAAUUCAGGAUUUUUUCCGGUACUUACUUGCCUCAGUCAUGAAAUUAUUGGCUUAUGGAAGGUGUGGAAAUUGGGACCGCCUAUUUAGACAAGAGGGGGAAGGGGGAACUCGCGCUGCCAGGGGCGCGACACCAUUGAGCUGAUCUGUCACUGACAUCUCUCCCUUGCGGGUGAAUUGGAUCCUUGCGGUGUAAUGCAUGCAACAUAAAAGUAUAUGGUGGGCGGAAUGUCUGUUUUGUUACGCUGGCAUGCAUUUUUUUGUCUGUUUUGCAGGUCAGUGGGAAUGGGGUAUCGUUUGAACCGCAACGGCAAAAAUCUUUCCAUAAUCUUCUUUCUCGUACGUACAUUGAACUGGGUUCCAAAAUUAAACAAACAAAAAAAUGUUGUUAUCUUUUAUUCAUAAUUUGGAUUUCUGGAAAGUAAAAACAUACCUUCUAAUAAUGUAUCUUACAGUAAUGUUUAAAAAAAUGUUAAAAUCAUAAAACAAUGGAAAACUCAAUACAGUAGUCCCUCGCCACUUUGCGGUUCAGAUUUCACUCACUCACUCACUCACUCACUCACUCACGGUUUUUCAAAAAUAUAUUAAUAUAUCAUGCUGUUUCAUAGUUAAAUACGGCCUUUUAUUUGUAAAAAAAAAAAUGCAUAUUGGAACAAAUUUUACAUAUUUUUUGCCUAAAUUAAACAUUUUCAAGCAUAAAAAUGUCCAAAUGAACUAAAAUACAUGUACAAGGCAUUCAGAAGACGCAUUCACAGAUGCUGUGAAUGACCACUAGGUGUCAGUCAUGUUACUGUAAUGUUCAGUGACACACACAAACACCAGACUUGGCCCGAACAACAGGCGUUUAUUGCAGGUUUGAAUUAUCUCCCAACAGGCACAAUAAUCCCUACUAAAAAGAUGUGCUGCUGUUGCUGCAGUAACCCACGCCAAGCUAAAACUCAACACUGAACCCCAGACGUCACUUCCUGUACGUCACUCAUUCUGUUCCCACAGGGAACACAUUAAUAGCAACACACAAGAGCGCAUGAGUCUUAUUUACGGCUUAUUUUCUCUUAUUAUGACUACUAUAUUGGGUAAUACGAGUGUAAAGGUGAUAUAGGGGUGAUGGUUCAUGUCCAGAGGGGGCUCCACUUGUUUAUUCAGCAACAGUUAAAUAGAGUUCUUAUCGAUAAUAAAUGACUUAACAUUACCAGAAGUUACUCCUGGCAGGCUCUGAGCUUAUGUAAAGGGUACACUUCACACUUAAGGACUUUAGCAAAACAUGUAAAGAAAGCACAACUGUUAAACAACCUCAAGCCAAGUUGACCUCUUCUUUUGUGCAAUUAGAGUUCAAAUUAGAGUUUGGGGAGGGGGUCCCAAAACCCCCAAAAGAAAUGAAAAUAUGCUUGGUCUCUGUGCCAGUUGAACUUUGUCGUUUCUUGAAUCAAGUUCAUGAAUAUUCCAAUAAGCCUCUCUCUCACUCCCUUGCAAUCACAACAUUUUUUUUCAUUAAAGACUUUCUGCAGGUUUCUAGCAACGUCCUUCCAGGAACAGUGUUAUGAAGUAGUUGAUAGUAUAUUGUCCAUUGCCUGGUUUACACACAAGUACAAAAAAAGGAACAUGGUGCACAUCUGGCUGAUGAGGUUAUCACACACUCAUUUCGGCCGUAUAAUUCAUUUGAAUUUUAACAAUGUAAGAACACUAAUUUGGCUACUUGUUUAAUUGUUUGGAUGAGUUUUUUAAUUAAUGAGCUGAACCAGUAGAACACAGUAUCUACACUGAACUCUUUGGCCUUUUUCUUUUCAGAGAAAUGCAUGUUAUCAUUGCUUCACAGGAUUCAAACUCGGUUAAUAAAGCCUGAUGAUUCAUUUGAAUUGUAACCGUGUAGUUCACGUUUGUUUUUUGUCAUUAAUUAUGUGCAUUUCCAAUCGUGAGUACUAGAAGUACUUGUGAUGAUUUUUGAUUCUGACAGACUGUUCCGCACAGUAUAUUGAGUUCAUGCUAUUGACUGUGUUUUUGUUUGCAUUCUCACCUGCUUGUUCCAUGUUGGUAGUGCUUGUAAGUAUUUACAUUAUACUUCCAU